GCUACACAUAAGUACUGAUAGUAAUAUAAUAGUUCAGCAUCUGUGUCCUUCAAGAUAAAAAUAACCCGCACGGAGGAGAACAAAAUCUAUAACAACGUUUCGGACUCCUGGGAAGCAGGACUCAAUAAGGUGCAAGUUUCAGGGUCUCUUAACAACGCCAACAACAACAAGUAGAUGUUUUCCUUCACCCUGGACAUGGUGUGAAAAAUUGUAUUUAUCAGAAGGAGAAGGAACCACUAAGCAACCUGCAUGUAUCCUGAAGAAGGUGGUGGCAGAAUCUGUGUACAGGAGGGUUAGUCAUCCAGGAUAACCCAAGAAAGUCAGUGUGCCAUCGAGGACUGUCUUGUUUUAUUUCCAUUGUGGACCUUCAGUCUUGUGCCCCAGGAUGCGAUCCACACCAGUCAACUAAAACCCAGGUGAUUAACUCUCAUCAGCAGUAUGAGCACCAGUGAGGAAUGGAAUGAGAAUCUCGACAAUAUCGACUACUUAAUCAGCUGCAUGGGAACUUUGGAAAGAGAAGAUGUGAUUUAUUUGGAAGAUUAUUUAGUUGGGGAUGAGAGCCCCAACUCAUUGUCACCAAGUUACUGGUCUUUAACAAAAGAAAAAGAUGAGGUCAGUUUGUCUAAAUCCCGUACACAUGAUGCUGGUGACGGAGGUGGAGGAAGUUUAUUUAAACAAAUAGGGGUGAUGAAUUGGAGAAUCCUGAUGAUCCUGAGCCUGUAGCAAACAUGGACAGGAAUGACUCUGGUGAUACUACACUGAGAACUUUACCUCAAACAAGAUCAACCAGAGGAGUUACCAAACCCAAGUUUGUUACUUAUGAAUCUUUUCCUGCAGUCAAAGAAAAACCAUUCAUAUGUGAGCUAUGUGGCUUGAGACUGGCCACCCGAGAGAGCAGGAGACGACACAUUCUUGCAAAGCACAUUAAGGAACGAACCAACUUCUGCAGCGUCUGUGGUAAAACCUUCAUUUUCAAAUUUGCUUUAAAAGCCCACAAAGCAGUACACUCUGAUACACCAAACUUCAUUUGUGUGUGUGGCAUGUCCUUCACAGUACGGGCCUCUUACAUGGACCACAUCAAGAGGAUACACAGGGCUGCAUCAGAGAUCAAAUACCUUUGUGAACUCUGCUUCAAAUCAUUUGGAGACCGCCAUACUCUUCGCCUCCAUUUGAUAUCAGUACACAAACCCAAGACAAUACCUUGCAUACAAAGUGGUUGUGAUAAAGUCUUUUCAACUAUUGGACUUAUGAGGUCACAUUAUAGGUAUCAUCUGAAGCAGAGAUUUACAUGUGAUGAAUGUGGCCAGAGCUUCUCUACUGAAUCUUACAUGUACAAACAUCGUCUCACUCACUCAGGUAUUCGUCCCCAUGUGUGUGUAGACUGUGGCAAGACUUACCUGAGCGUGUCUCACCUGAACAAACAUAGGCGUGCUGCUCAUUCCUCGAAUAGACCUUUCCAGUGUUCCUUUUGUGGCAAAUGUUACAAAACUAAGGACCAGCUAACCUUUCAUGAAAGUAGUCACAAAGGUGAAAAACCGUUUCAUUGUGAUAUAUGUGGGUAUGCAACUGCUUAUAGGAACACAUUGUAUACCCAUAAGAAGAAGCAUCAUUUAAGUUCAACAAAUGGAGUUCAUCUGACUGGUCAACAAAGUUUGGUCAUACCUAAUCAAAUUACAGACAGUAAACUAUAUGGGAAAGUGAAAAACAAAGAAAAGGUGGUGAAAAGCUCAUUUGUUUUAAAAUCAAAAGAAAAUGUUGACAUUCUUAAUGAAAAGUCAGAUGAAAGAAUUCUUUCCCCAUUAGUAGACUGUGACAUAAAAUCACUUGUAGUUUCUCCUGAGGAGGUUGGUAGUUUUACGGUUAAAGAUGUGGAUGUGUCAUCACUUGGAUGUCGUUCACCAUCAUUAAAUGUCAUCUGUGUUGUAUCUGCUGGAAAUGACAGUUCUGAGUUGCAACACGAAUUACCAGUAGUAGACAAAACAAGUUUUAAUAAAGUUAUAAUAAAAUUUAAUACAAGUGGAGAAAUACAAAUGCCAGUAGGCUGUGAUGCUUCCAGUUCUAGUUCACUAGGCUGUGAUGCUUCCAGUUGUAGUUCACUAGGCUGUGAUGCUUCCAGUUGUAGUUCACUAGGCUGUGAUGCUUCCAGUUCUAUCUCAGUAGGGUGUGAUGCUUCCAGUUCUAGCUCAGUAGGGUGUGAUGCUUCCAGUUCUAUCUCAGUAGGGUGUGAUGCUUCCAGUUCUAGCUCUCAAAGAAUUGUUCACACUGAAGAUAGUAGAGUAAAUGGUUCCCAGAAUAAUUUAGUUCCAAAUUGCAAGUCUGAAUCUUUAAAAUUGUUAUCAGCUAAGGAUAUUACCAGCGAGACUUUAAGUAUAUCUGAAAAACAAGAUCCCUGUAUUAUUUUGUCUAGUAAUGGCAAGUGUGCUAUAUCUACAUGCGAGAGUGGUGAUGACUCUCUUCUGUUAUUUAAAUUUUGUGAUAAUUCAUACAUUGGACUCUGUAGCCACCACACAUUUUCAGAUGACUAUAGCGAGUUCCAUAAGGAUGGAGAUUCUAGUCAGCAGUUAGGGGGAGUGGAUUUUAAUGUACAGUGUUUACAGAACAUACACUUUCAGACAGAAUAUGACACUAAAAAUAUAAACAGUAACACAAUUCCUAGUGGAAGCAGUGAUGUGUCUUUGUCAGAAGAUACCAGUAUUCCUUUUGCUCAGAGUCAAGCAUCAGAGAAACAAAUAGAACUGGUAGCAUUACCCCAUCAUAAUGAAAAUGGCAUCAUGGACAACGAUUUAACCAUUCAGCAGUCACCAAACUUAGUCAGUACUGUUGCACUUUUUCCUUCAGCUCCAGUUGACCAAAUAAAAUCUAACUCGGGUGAAGUUUGUUCAACUGAGGAAUUCUCAUCAAUAAUGGAAUUAGAUUCUGGGGCUCCUAGUCUGUCAGGUCACAUUGUUGACGAUUCAUUUAGUUUGGCCCAGUUGGAAGUCCUAUGUCCAUUAUGUGAUGAACAGUUUUUCUGUAUGGAUGAUUAUAUAACUCACUUGGAAUGCUGUCACAACUGAAAAAGUGAGUUAUGAUAAAGAGAGUAAGUGUAGGUGUGCUCACCUCUCAGUGUGCCACUUGCCAGAUUCAUUCUCCUAGCCUCAUAGGCCCUAUUGUACCUAUUCUUAAAACUAUGUAUGGAGUUUGCCUCCACCACUUCUUCAUGGAGAUCAUUCCACUUCUUGACAACCCUGAGACUUGAGAAAUACUUUCUGAUGUCCUUGUGACUCACCUGUGUCCCUGAGUACCUGUUUCCAAUCUCACAAACAGCCUGUUCCUUUCUGCCCUAUCAAUUUCUCUGAGCAUUUUGUAUAUAGUUACCAUGUCUUCCCUGGCCCUUCUGUCUUCCAGGGUCAUUAGAUUCAGUUCCUUGAGCCUUUCUUUGUAGCUCAUAUCCCUUAGUGCUAGAACUAGUCUCUGCAUACUUCUGCAAUUUCUAGUUUCUUAACAUGCUGCCUUAGGUGUGGGUUCCAUUUGGGUGUUGCAUACUCCAAGAUUGGCCUGAUAUAUGUUGUAUAGCACACCAAAACUGACUUUGAGAUUCCCUAAGGCCACACUUGCCAGAUAAGCAUUGGUUACAAAGAUUAUUUGGUUGAUACGAGCCUCUGGUGAUAUAGUAGGCAUUAUGCUGACUCCCAGGUCUUCUUUGAACGUGGUCUGCAGCCUUUGCUCCUCACCUCCUUUUCCAGUCUUCUGGUCCUUUCCCCAAUCUUCAUAAUCUUGUAUUUGCAGAGGCUGAAUUCAAGCAACCACUUAUCUGACCAACCUUGCAGUUUAUUCAGAUCUGUUUGCAGCCUUUCCAUGUUCCCACCCUGUAUACUACACUUAUGUAAUAUGUGAAAUUUUUCAUUAUAAAAGUAAACCCUCUAUGUAAAAAAAACACGAGGCAAAAUCCAGAGUUGAUUUGAAAACAAUGAACAAAGUUCAAUGAUGACAGGAUUGUCAAUGGUUAUAAUCAUGGCAAAACAUUUUGUCCUCUGGCAGCCACAAUCAUCCUUACCAGCCACCAACUUCAUCCCCAUUAGUCUGUUGAUUUUGGGUUUAACCUUCUUAUAAUUUUACAUGUAUAAUAUGCAAACUAGUCAAUGCAUAGAUUUUAAACAUGGUAUCUGACUCGGGCAGUACUGGUCAAAGUAUAGUACAGUGGACCCCCGGUUAACGAUAUUUCUUCACUCCAGAAGUAUGUUCAGGUGCCAGUACUGACUGAAUUUGUUCCCAUAAGAAAUAUUGUGAAGUAGAUUAGUCCAUUUCAGACCCCCAAACAUACACGUACAAACGCACUUACAUAAAUACACUUACAUAAUUGGUCACAUUCGGAGGUAAUCGUUAUGUGGGGGUCCACUGUAUACUGCCACCCUUUGUGCAUUCAGGUACUAUGGUACCCGAUUUACAUUUUGAUCCUGUUUCCAUAUUUCACUAAAUGUCUAACUAUUGCACUGGCGCAGGAAGAAUAUUUCCUCUCCCACUUGCCUCGGGCUUCCAUUGUUUUAUGCUAGACCUAGCAUUGCUGGUGCUAGCACCCACCCCCACCCACAGUGCCAGUUGUUUUGUACCAUACUAUUUCUCACUACUGUGUUAUUUCAGUUCUGAUCUUUUCAUUGUCCCAUCCUGAGUCUGGAUAGUAAUAAUGGCAACAAUAAGGAGAUCUAGUGUUGAAAACAGUGUCAAGAAGUUUAACCCCUUAAACAUGAAAUUAUGCCUCUAAUGAAGAAAUUGAAAGUGAUAAGGGAUGCUCAUAGGUGGUGAAUGUGUGAUGGAGGCAGUGCAUGCCUUUGGUGUAAGACAAUCAAGUAUUUGUUCAGUUUGAGAGAAUAGGAGGUUACCUUUGAUAUACCCUUGAAGAGUUUCAAGAGUUUUUCUAUUCCCAGAGCCUAGCCUGGGUCAGGCUUGUGUAAUGAGUAACCCAUGACUAUGACCUACAGCUGAUGAUGCCUUACUGUCAGCUGUAGAAAGUACUGUAGGGCAAUGCACAAGAGACAGCAGAACACCUGAGGGGCUCCAGUAACAACUCUGUCAUCUUCUGCCCAUAAAUCCCAGUCAUCCACCUAGUCCCAAGAUCCCAUUCCAUCUUCGUCAGCCCCAGUAACCCUCUCCUCUUACAUCAGAACCAUUCUGCAUCAACAUCCACAAUUUAGAGUACAGUACACCAUUAACAAACUUUAUUGGGUUAAGUUAACUAUGUACUGUACACAAUUUUAAAUGUGCUCAUAACAUUUGUGUGCCCUCAAGACCACUGUAAAAUAAUGAUUUCAUGUUAGGUAAAUUAAGAAUUUUAAAAAAUACUAGUUUGGCUUUUUUCAAGGUGUCCAGAAUGUAACUUAGUUUUCCUAAGAACUGCUCACUCCACAUAGCGUGUUUUCGUGUAUAACUCCAAUUUCGGGAAUGUAACGUGUGAAAGGUGAGCAGUGUAUUGUAUUGGUACAGUACCGUAAAUUUAUAUUUCAAUCAUUGACACUAAAGUACAGAACUAAUUAUAAAAAAUUAUGAUCAGAUUUGAUGACUAGAUUAUUAUAUACAGAGCUUGGAGAAUGGACUGUAAUCAGGUUUGAUCCAAGGAAAAUGCAGUUCUAGUUCUUUGAUUAAAAGCCCUUCACCAUCGUUAAGGCAAGGGAACCAGUUAGCUAGAUUUGAGUCCUGGAAAUGGGAAAUACAAUGCCUGCACUUUAAAGGCGUUUGGGAUAUUUGCUGUGAUAUCUGAACUGUCAUAUCUGUGUGCCUCUGCAAAGACAGUGAUUGCGUGAAUGAUGGUGAAAGUUUCUUUUCCGAGCCACCCUGCCUCGGUAAGAGACAGCUGGCAUAUUGAAAAAAAAAAAUGUGCAGACAAUGUUCUAUUUAUAUGGUUUACACGAAAAUAAAGUAUCUUCAGAAAACGACUUACAAAUGUUCCAUUCUUAUUAGCUUAAAAAACGAGUAAUGAAAGGUACAAAAUUCACAAAUGUCACUCAAGUCAUAAUGUUUAUCCUUCUCCCAAUAACAGUUCUUUUACACACCUAGUGGGGAAGGAGUGGAAUUACAGGCUGUUGUGGUCGUGCUGAGAAGACUUCGCUUCCCUUGGAAUGGUAUGACACAGACCAAACUAAGCACAAUACUGCCAUGUGCAUCUGCUGUGUACAGUGACCUGUAUACUCUGUUUCUCCUUGCCUGAUAGUUAAGCCUACUUGUGGCACUGUUGCCCUCAAGUGGAUAAGUUUGUGAGGGAAUGGAGGUCAAAUUAAGGUUCAACAUUGAAGAUUGAGACACUUAUGCAGCAUAUGGAAAUCUUUAUUCCUGAAUAAAGAUUUCCAUAUGCUGCAUAAGUGUCUCAAUCUUCAACUUGUCGGUUUUUCAAACCAUUCAUCACAA
This is a messenger RNA of Cherax quadricarinatus, 6378 nucleotides long. RefSeq lists its product as uncharacterized. Lineage: Eukaryota; Metazoa; Arthropoda; Malacostraca; Decapoda; Parastacidae. The record is from RefSeq and is a predicted model, not a curated record. Gene Ontology annotation, molecular function: RNA polymerase II cis-regulatory region sequence-specific DNA binding; DNA-binding transcription factor activity. Gene Ontology annotation, biological process: regulation of transcription by RNA polymerase II.